UGGGGCGGCCCGCGGGGCUCUGCCGCCGCCGCUCCGGUAGUCGCGGGGCUCGGCCGGCGGCUGCUGGCGGGGAGAGUCCUUCCCGCGACGCGUGGGCUGACCGCCCUCCAGGGCGGACUUGCGCCCCGGCGCCGCCGCUGAAGGGAGGCAGGCAGGGAGCGGGGAGCCCCCCGCCGGGCCGCGGCGCCUCGCCGGGGAAGUUUGGUGCGGGGCGGGAUCCCGCCGGCCGCGGCGGUGGCGCCGGGUAUGAACGGCUUCGCCCCCGAGGAGGUGACCCAGCGCGGGGCAGACCCCGCCGCCGCGGCGGUGGUGGGCAAUGCGGGCUCCGCCGUGGAGGUGCCGCCGCCGCCAGCUCCGCCGGGGCUAGGUCCGGCCGCCGCCGCCGCCGCGGGCUCGGCGGGCGGCGGGUGCGCGGGCGGCCCCGGGGCCGGGCAGCUGUGCUGCCUGCGGGAGGAGGGGGAGCGAUGCGGCCGCGCCGCCGGCAACGCCAGCUUCAGCAAGCGCAUCCAGAAGAGCAUUUCGCAGAAGAAGGUGAAGAUCGAGCUGGACAAGAGCGCAAGACAUCUGUACAUUUGUGACUUCCACAAAAAUUUAAUUCAGAGUGUGAGAAAUAGAAGGAAGAGGAAAGGCAGCGAUGAUGACGGUGACUCACCAGUGCAAGACAUCGACACUCCAGAGGUUGAUUUAUAUCAGUUACAAGUAAACACACUUCGAAGGUACAAAAGACACUUCAAGCUACAGACCAGACCGGGACUUAACAAAGCACAGCUUGUUGAAAUAAUUGGCUGCCACUUUAGGACAAUUCCAGUGAAUGAAAAGGACACCUUAACAUACUUCAUCUACUCAGUGAAGAAUGACAAGAACAAACCAGAUCUAAAGAUGGAUAGUGGGAUUCAUUAGGCAGAAAAGGUUGGGACUGAGACUCAGGCUGCAAAUGAAAAGACUGAGGUUUUGUUGAUAUGCAAAAGCUUUCUUUGUAACUUUUUCUCCUGAGAGAGUUUGUCUGUUUUAUUUUUCAUAACCUUGCUGAUUUGUUUGAAAACCAUCUCUUAUGAAACAAAUUUCCUCAGCAAAAUUAUUUUAAAUAAAUAUCACUGAUAUUGUUGCUCAAA
Serinus canaria (Common canary) is the source of this 1112-nucleotide messenger RNA. It is a transcript of the gene SAP30, whose product is annotated as Sin3A associated protein 30. Gene Ontology annotation, molecular function: protein binding; transcription coregulator activity. Gene Ontology annotation, cellular component: histone deacetylase complex. The record is from RefSeq and is a predicted model, not a curated record. Gene Ontology annotation, biological process: regulation of DNA-templated transcription. Lineage: Eukaryota; Metazoa; Chordata; Aves; Passeriformes; Fringillidae. The transcript is spliced from 4 exons. The coding region runs from base 247 to 900 and encodes 217 amino acids.